Haliotis rufescens (red abalone) is the source of this 1835-nucleotide messenger RNA. Its product is annotated as asparagine synthetase [glutamine-hydrolyzing]-like. Bases 80 to 1759 code for a protein of 559 amino acids. The record is from RefSeq and is a predicted model, not a curated record. Gene Ontology annotation, cellular component: cytosol. Lineage: Eukaryota; Metazoa; Mollusca; Gastropoda; Lepetellida; Haliotidae. The transcript has 10 exons. Gene Ontology annotation, molecular function: asparagine synthase (glutamine-hydrolyzing) activity.
CUUGGUACUUGGGAUGCAAGCGUGACAUUUCGAAAGCGAGGGCAAGUGCCAUCUCCUUGGGGCGUGUGACUGUAUCACCAUGUGUGGGAUCUGGGCCGUGUUCGGUAGUGAUGUACAUGUCUCCGUGCAGUGUAAAGCUGCCCACAAGGUCGCACAUCGUGGACCAGACGCCUUCAGGGUAGAAAACAUCAACCACCUCCAGAACUGUUGUCUCGGCUUCCACCGAUUGGCUAUCGUUGAUGACGUCAGAGGGAUGCAGCCAAUGAGACUGUACACCCAUCCUCACAUAUGGCUGAUAUACAACGGGGAGAUCUACAACUAUAAAUCAGUACCGAAAGAAUAUGGAUUUCAUCUGAACACAGACUGCGAUGGAGAACCAAUCAUUCAUCUGUACGCCAAAUAUGGCAUUGAUUUCCCCUCCCACUUGGAUGGCGUGUUCGCCUUCUGUCUCCUCGACACAGCAAACAGAAAGGUCUUCAUUGGUCGGGACACGUUUGGAGUCCGCCCCUGCUUCAAGCUUUUCACAGACAAUGGCUUCCUAGCUGUGUGCUCAGAGGCUAAAGGCUUAUUUGGUUUGAGUCACGGCCUAACUGACGAGGCGGCUGACAUCGUGCCCGUCGCACCCGGUACAGUGGAACAGUACGACCUCGACAACAACGGACGAGCCACGUUCCGGGAGAAGAGACAGUUCCAUUCUAUUGGCGACAUGCCCCUGUAUAAAACACCUGUAGACUCCGACUCACUAGGAAGUGAUGUGGCUGAGAACAUCCGGGUACUGUUAGAAACCGCAGUGAAGAAACGUCUAAUGGCCGACAGAAGGAUUGGUUGUCUAUUGUCAGGGGGUCUCGACUCGAGUCUGGUAACAGCGUUGAUGGUGAAGAAUGCCAAGGAACAGAAGCUGUCCUACCCCAUCCAGACCUUCUCUAUUGGCAUGGAGGGGAGUACAGAUAUCAUGGCAGCCAGGAAGGUUGCGAAACAUUUGAACACUGAACAUCAUGAAAUUAAAUUCACACCCCAAGACGCCUGCAGUGUUAUAAAUGAAGUAAUUCGCCACACUGAAACAUAUGACGGUUCAACCAUCAGAUCUUCAAUAGGUUUAUACCUUGUCAGCAAGUACAUCAAAGAGAACACAGACACCGUGGUCAUCCUGUCCGGGGAGGGGUCUGACGAGCUGGCCCAGGGAUACAACCACUUCCAUAAAGCUCCAUCAGCUGAGGCCGCGGACCAGGAGAGUCGGAGACUACUGAAAGACAUCCACAUGUACGACGUGCUGAGAGGGGACAGGGCCACGGCAGCUUGGGGACUGGAGAUCCGGGUCCCCUUCCUUGACCAUCAGUUCACCAGCUACUACUUGUCCCUCCCCAACGAGGACCGCGUCCCUCAGAAGGGGGUGGAGAAGUACCUACUCCGGUCAGCCUUCGGUGAGAUGAACCUCCUACCCAAGGACAUCUUGUGGAGGCCCAAGGAACCCUUCAGCGAUGGAGUAUCGGCUGUCAAGAGAUCCCUUUAUGAGGUCACCCAAUAUUUCUGUGAUGAGCAGAUCAAUGAUGACCAGAUGGAACAGGCAGCGUCCCUCUUCCCCUUCAACACACCCAGGACGAAGGAAGCGUUUUACUACAGGCAGGUGUUCGAGAACUACUACCCUACUAAGUCAGCCUGGAUUCCCCGUAUGUGGAUGCCGCGCUGGGAGGAUGCUACGGACCCCUCGGAAACGAGGUUUACCCAGAAUGGAGUGUGCAGAAUUGUAUCUAAAAUAUAAAAAGUGUUAAUAAAUUGUCUGAGGGGACGUUACUUUGAAUAUUAUGUGUAUAUGUCUGCGUGCAUGUCUGUGUGUU